AGACUAUAAUCAAGAAAGUCCAUGAUGCUUUCAUAUCCCAGUGUCGAUCCAAUCAAUCCUUCCAUCCUCACCUCCGCCCGUAUAUAAAUUUGAUUUGAUUGCUUUGUACCAAUGGCGCAAUAAUCUCUAGCCUUAUCUCACUGGUAUAACGAUCACUUUACUCUUUGUCUCUGCGGGUAUAACACGCGCCUGACCCUGUCCUCCCACAAGUAAAGCAAGUGGAGUGAACCUCAAAAUAUAUGAGGAUUCUCAGAAUGGGCAACAAGCAGAAACUCAACGUUCAAUCCUUCCCCAGACCUCCACUUCUCGAACGGACCCCAAGACAUCUGCAAAUCAAAUGGAAUGGACAAUUGAUCGCUGAUACCAAGGAAGCAUAUUGGGUUCUAGAAACCCAUCACCCUCCAACUUACUAUCUCCCGCCAUCUGCUAUUCUCGUAACCCUUGCCCAGACUGGCCGCUCGUCUUAUUGCGAGUGGAAAGGCAAAGCGACGUACUACGAUAUCCCCUCAGCGGAGAUGAGGGUCUCGGGCCGUAUUUGGUCUUACAACACACCCACUAAGACUUUUGAGGCCAUCAGGGGAUAUCUCUCGUUCUAUGCUGGACCGUGGGACUGUUAUGUGGACGGUGAGAAGGUCGAGCCGCAGCCAGGUGAUUUCUAUGGAGGUUGGGUCACUAGCGAUAUCGAGGGUAUCGUCAAAGGCAAGAAUGGGAAUUACGAUCCUCGUGUUUGAAUUUUAGUAAAGUGAAAAAUUAUUUCCAAUCCAUUCGUCUCU
Molecule: messenger RNA, 773 nt
Organism: Pseudomassariella vexata
Lineage: Eukaryota; Fungi; Ascomycota; Sordariomycetes; Amphisphaeriales; Pseudomassariaceae
Exons: 2
Coding region: 240-731 (163 amino acids)
Source: RefSeq, a predicted model, not a curated record